AUGGAGAAUACAUCUGAAUUAUCAUCAGAAGCUCGAUCGGCUAGUCAAGGCACUUGUCAGACUGUUGUUGCACUUUCUGUUGAUAAGUUAAGUGGAAAUUAUCAGAAACAGAAGUUCCUACCGGAUGGUAAAAAUACCAUCAAGGUUUAUCCUCCUGCAAAACGCCGGCAGACAGCCAGGAAAAGUACUGCUAAUAAACCAAUUGUCAAAACAGUCAAUGAAUGGUGUACUUCUGAAGUAACACCAUCCACCUCAAAAGGUGUUUCACAAUUAGAAAUUCUGACUUCACCUGGCUUAUUAGAAGCUCCAUCAACUAGUCAAAAAACCUCUGAAAACAUUGCACUUCCUGUUGAUGAGUUAAGUACCAUUAAUCAGAAAGAGAUGAUCCCACUGGACAAGUGUUUCCAUGGUAAAAAUACUCACAAGAUUUUGCCUUCUGUAAAAUGCCAGACAGCCAGGAAAAGUACUGCUAAUAAACCAAUUGUCAAAACAGUCAAUGAAUCGUGUACUUCUAAAGUAACUCCAUCCACCUCAAAAGGUGUUUCAAAAUUACAGUAUACACCUGAAUUAUCAAUAGAAGGUCCUUCAACUAGUCAACUAGUCAAUUCAGAAAACAAUCUUUCACUUCUUGCACCAGAUAAUAUGAUUAAAAUCAAUCAAAAAGUAAACUUACUGCUCGACCAGUCUUUCCACGGUAAAUCAGAAAUAGAAGUGAAUCGUCGGGUACUUGAAGAAAUUUUAUCUGAUACAGUAGGAAAGUUUUACUCUCAGGAGGACAAAUUCAAGACCAUGACAGAGGCAACAAAUCUUACAGAAAAGUAUAUAAGUCUUCGAACUGAACAUAGAAAAUUGAACCAACUACGAUCUAUGUUGGAAAAACAGGUUGGAGCUUCAAAAGAAGUAAUUGCUCAAAUGAUCAUUGAUAAGCAGCACUCCAAACUCGGCCUUAGAAAGAAUAUUCUCCCAUCUAAGAUAAAGCAAGUCCGAUCAGUAGGCUUGCAAGUAUGCUUAGAAGGGCCUUUGUUUAUCAUUAAUGAACCAAUGAUAGCAUGGAGUACUUCUAUUACUAGUCAGUAUACUGAGAGUAUCUUGACCCCUGAAAAACAACCUGCAAUCAAGAAAAACUCUGCUAAUCAAGAGGACAUAGCUAUGGACAUAGACGAUAUUAACAUAGUUAUGGAAUCAUCUAACUCAACAUCAAGUCAAUCUAAAAGUACUCAGUUUACUGGAAAUGUUAUGGCUCCAGUAAAACGUACAACCAGGAAAAGCUCUACUAAUGAGUUUGAUUUUGUGUCUUCUUCGAUACUGUGUCAACCUAGUACCAGUCAAUACACUAAAAAAGUUUUGUCUCCUGCAAAACGCCAGGUAGUUAAGAAAAGUACUACUAAAAAUGUUUUGCCUCCUGCAAAACGCCGGACAGCAAAGAAUAGUACUACUAAAAAAGUUUUAGGUGUAAACAAAUCUAACAUAGUGACAAGAAGUAUGUCAAAAGAAUCUGCUGGUAUUGCAGUACCCACAGCAACCUGGGAAACUAAAGAUGAUCCCACAAGAGUUACAAGGAGUAUGUCUAAAGAAUCUGGCAGUAUUAGAGUAUCCACAACAACCUUGGAAACUGAAGAUGUUUCAAAAUUACCAACUUUAGAUAUAGGCAAAUCGUUACAAGCAAGCAGAGUUACAAGGAGUAUAUCUAAAGAAUCUGCCAGUAUUAGAGUACCCACAACAACCUUGGAAACUGAAGAUGUUUCAAAAUUACCAAUACAUUCUGUAUUACCGAUAGAUAAUUCAUCUGAAUUGUCAUCAGAAGCUCCUUCAACUAGCCAAGAUACCUCCCUAAAACUCAUUUCACUUCCAGAUCCAGACAAUCUGAUGAAGAUUAAUCAAAAGGUGAACUCGCUUCUUGACAAGUGUUUUCAUGAUAGUACCGAAAUGGUAGUUAAUAGACAUAAACUUGAGGAUAUGUUAUUAAAUACCUUAGGAGAUUUUUUCUCCCAGGAGGAUAAGUUUAAGAACAUGACAGAGGCAAAAAAAUUAAGAGAGAAGUGUAAAAUGCUAGAAACGGAGAAAGAUCAGUUGAACCUACAACGAUUCGCCAUAGCAGAACAGGUUGAAGAAUCCAAGAAAUUGAACAAAGAAAUGGCUAGUACUUGUAAAAGUAAGACUAACAAAGAAGUUGUUAAAAAGGUUCAGGCAUCUUCUUCAAAAGUAAGCCAAUCAACUAGUUUCAAUGCAUCCUAUAUAAAAGAUGUAGGAAAAGUUGAUAAUAAUAAAGGUUUUGAGAAUUUCAACCCUGGUGUAAUUAAAAAUAUUAAAUAUGAAAAUGUUAUUAAUCAGAAGUAUGCAAUGGCUGAGGGUGUUAAUGCUAUUGAAAUUUCAGAUGAUGAAGAUAUAGAAGGAGGACCAACAGUUCUUAAAAAUAUUAAAUAUGAAGAUGUUAUUAAUCAGAAGUAUGCAAUGGCUGAGGGUGUUAAUGUUAUUGAAAUUUCAGAUGAUGAAGAUAUUGAAGGAGGACCAACAGUUAUUAAAUAUGAAGAUGUUAUUAAUCAGAAGUAUGCAAUGGCUGAGGCUGUUAAUGUUAUUGAAAUUUCAGAUGAUGAAGAUAUAGAAGGAGGACCAACAGUUAUUAAAUAUGAAGAUUUUAUUAAUCAGAAGUAUGCAAUGGCUGAGGCUGUUAAUGUUAUUGAAAUUUCAGAUGAUGAAGAUAUAGAAGGAGGACCAACAGUUAUUAAAUAUGAAGAUUUUAUUAAUCAGAAGUAUGCAAUGGCUGAGGCUGUUAAUGUUAUUGAAAUUUCAGAUGAUGAAGAUAUAGAAGGAGGACCAAUAGUUAUUAAAUAUGAAGAUGUUAUUAAUCAGAAGUAUGCAAUGGCUGAGGCUGUUAAUGUUAUUGAAAUUUCAGAUGAUGAAGAUAUAGAAGGAGGACCAACAGUUUUUAAAUAUGAAGAUUUUAUUAAUCAGAAGUAUGCAAUGGCUGAGGCUGUUAAUGUUAUUGAAAUUUCAGAUGAUGAAGAUAUAGAAGGAGGAACAACAGUUUUUAAAUAUGAAGAUUUUAUUAAUCAGAAGUAUGCAAUGGCUGAGGCUGUUAAUGUUAUUGAAAUUUCAGAUGAUGAAGAUUUAGAAGGACCAACAGUGAUAAUGAAGAGACCAUCAACUCCUCUGGAACUGCCACUGGUGAAAAUAACAUCAGUUUGCCAUCUUCUUCCUGAAUUCCCAUUCACCCCUCAAUAUCUUCCUGAUGUUUCUAAGCCUUCUGCACCGAUAUUACAGGUUAAAAAACGUAGUAUGUUAGAAAAAACUAUCAUGUUGGUGUGGUUUUUGGAUCAUGAGAAGGAUAAGGAUCAUGGAAAUAUUGUUCACUAUGAAAUAUUUUGUUUGAAAGAAGUGAGCGAUAAUAAACUCUCUGACAAUAUUUGGAAGAGAAUAGGAGGGGAUAUAGUGGCUCAGAAACUGCCAAUGGCUUGUAAAAUUUCGGAUCUUGUUGAGAAUUCAACGUACCACUUUAUCAUACGUGCAGUUGAUGAUCAGAAUAUAGUUGGUGAUUUUAGUGUUCCUGCAUCCAUAAAGCUGCAAAAGUUAGAUUCUUAA
Molecule: messenger RNA, 3579 nt
Organism: Nezara viridula (southern green stink bug)
Lineage: Eukaryota; Metazoa; Arthropoda; Insecta; Hemiptera; Pentatomidae
Source: the annotation of a GenBank genome assembly